Funneliformis geosporum is the source of this 1394-nucleotide messenger RNA. The record is from the annotation of a GenBank genome assembly. NCBI's taxonomy places the organism in Eukaryota, Fungi, Glomeromycota, Glomeromycetes, Glomerales, Glomeraceae.
AAAUUUUUGAAUAUUUGGAAGAUAAGGAUUUACGCUCGUGCUUGUUAGUGAACCGUCUUUGGUGUGAAGUCUCUGUUCGAAUUUUAUGGAGAGUCAUGCAAAAUUUUAAUACUGUUAUAACUUGUCUUCCUAAUAAAUCAAAAGCAAUUUUAUACAAUAAUGGGAUCAAAUUUUCAACAUCAACUUCAAGACGGCCAUUGUUUAAUUAUAUAGUUUUUAUCAAAAUGCUUUGGAUUAAUUCUAUUGAUCGUGCAAUUACAAGAUUUCUCAAGAAUAAUCAACCUUCUACUCUUCAAAACCUUGACAAUCAUAAAAGAAUGAUAACACGGGAAACAUUUAAAAUGCUGAUGAAUCAAACCACUUUGAAAAUUUUACAUUUUGAUUUUGGCUCAACCAGCAUUCCAAACAUUCCAUUUUCAGCAUAUCCAGGAGGAAAGGAAUGUUUGAAAUGUCUAUCUGAAUUUUUGUGUAGCUCAAAUAUUUAUCCCGAAUUCUUUUAUCAAAUAUCUCGAAUUUGUCAUAAUUUAAAAUCACUAAAAAUAAUUUUUACACGUUUCAUCUCAAAUGGAUUAGCAGAAUUAAUUUCUGUUCAACAAAAUUUAAAGUACUUGAACUUGGAUUAUUGCAACAAUUAUUUAGAUGAAGGUCAAUUAUUAUCAAGAAUUCCAAACACAUUAACCAAGAUACACAUUGUUCAACCUCAUCAAAUGCAAUUGUCAUUUCUUUCUACUCUCUCAAAUUUACAAGAACUUUCAUUAUCCUUUUUUAGAAAAAAAGGAUUAAAAGAUUUUAAAAAUCUUCAAUAUGUUACCAUGCCACAAUUGCAAAUUUUAAUGUUUGAAGAUAAAUGUCCAAGUGAUGAACGAUUGAUCAAUUUCUUGAAAAACAAUGGAAAGAAUUUAAAAGUACUUGGUUUUGGCAAAAAAAAAUGUUUUAAUGAUUCAUUAAGUUUAGCUAUAGCCAAAUUUUGUCCAAUUCUGAGGUCUUUACGCGUUAAAUAUAGAGAUUCGGAUUCAUUAAAAGUAAUUUUAAAAGGUUGUGAACAAUUAGAGAGCAUUGAUAUUUUGUAUGACGAUGAGAAUUAUGACUUUAUAUUAGAGAGUGAAUUAGAGAUGGUUGUAGAAUUAUCACCUAAAAAGUUACACGAGAUAAAAAUAGAUAUGGGAUGUUACGUAGAUCUGGAAACGACAUUUCAGUGGGAAUUAAAGUCUAUCUUUAAUUGCUGGUCGAAACGUGUACCAUGUAUUCCACUUUCUUUGACUAUUACUUCGAAUUUAGAAAGUGAAAUUAAAUUGCAGGAAAGUAAUGUCAGAUUAAUUGAAAAAUUUAAAAAGUUGGGUGUUAUUAAAGAAUUUAAAAUAAUCAAUGAUAUGAACGAUGUCGUUAAUAUAUAG